Molecule: messenger RNA, 1795 nt
Organism: Nerophis lumbriciformis (worm pipefish)
Lineage: Eukaryota; Metazoa; Chordata; Actinopteri; Syngnathiformes; Syngnathidae
Gene: tmbim1a
Product: transmembrane BAX inhibitor motif containing 1a
Biological process (GO): negative regulation of apoptotic signaling pathway
Cellular component (GO): endoplasmic reticulum; membrane; Golgi apparatus
Source: RefSeq, a predicted model, not a curated record
GAGUACCCGGCCUGGUGUGGGAGACAUUACGAGAUUCCUGUGGACUCCACCCAGCCGCCUGCUCUGUUCCGGGAAACGUUUUGGUUCCAGGACAGGGCCCACGACCUGUUCGCUUUCACACGACACGGAGGGAAAGGACGACACCGUUUGGGAAUCCAGCAGAGAUCGUCGAUAACAAGACUCGGUGCUCAACAAGGCACAUUAAGGAAGAUCACGCGGUUGUGAUUGCGCAACUUGCCCAAAAAGGCAACAUGUCCAGAUCAGACUACCCUCCAGGGUACGAUGAAGCCCACGGCCCGAUGUACGCACCUCAGGGCGGAAAUUACCCGGCGGCCCCUGCAUACGGCUUCCCGGCAUAUGGCGGACCUCAACCAGGACAGCCUGUGGCUCCCUACCCCACCGGUACAAACGCUCCUUUGUUCUCUGGCCAACCGGGGAACUAUCCUCCGGGGAACUAUCCUCCGGGGAACUAUCCUCCAGGGAACUAUCCUCAGGGGAACUAUCCUCCGGGCUCGUACCCUCCCGGGCCUCAGGGAGCCGGCUAUCCUAGCCAGCCCCCGAUGCCCCCCAUCAUGCCGAUUACCAUGCCAUCAGAUGUUAUGAGCUCUGAUGACGAGCAUGAGUUUGCGGCCAGGGGAGGCGACUGGGACGAUCUGAGCAUUCGCCACGCCUUCAUCAGAAAGGUGUAUAUGAUUUUGGCAUCCCAGCUCCUGUUCACUACCGCCAUCGUGGCCGUGUUCACCUUCGUCGAACCCGUCCGAUAUUUUGUACAGCGCAACCAAGCAGUCUACUGGGCGUCAUAUGGUGUGUACUUCAUCACCCACCUCGUGCUGGUGUGCUGCAAGGGCCCACGGAGGAAGUUUCCAUGGAACUUGAUACUACUGUUCAUCUUUACCCUGGCUCUGUCCUACAUGACUGGCUCCAUAUCCAGUUUCUACGAUACAAAGGCUGUGUUUAUGGCUCUGGCCAUCACUGCUGUUGUCUGCAUCGCCGUCACUGUCUUCUGCUUUCAAACUAAGGUGGACUUCACCAAGUGCCGGGGCUUCUUUUGUGUCCUGGGGAUUGUGGUCUUUGUGACGGGCAUCAUUUCAGUCAUCGUGCUGUCCUUCAAAUAUAUCUACUGGCUCCACAUGCUGUACGCCGCCAUCGGAGCCAUAGCUUUCACCCUGUUCUUGGCGUACCACACGCAGCUCCUGAUCGGCAACCGGAAGUACUCCAUCAGUCCGGAGGAGUACGUGUUCGGCGCGCUCUCCCUCUACGUGGACAUCAUCCAGAUCUUCCUCUUCCUGCUGCAGAUAAUCGGUUCCAGCAAGUAAAAAAAAAGGCUCCGGGUAAUGUCAUGUCAUGUGAUGUCAUGUCAACAUACAGAACCAUUCCAUGCUGUUGGGAACUCUUUUGCUUAGUUUCCACUAGUAACCAGAAUGUAUUUAUGCACAUCACUUAAGGGCUGAAUCUGAGAUUGUGUUACAGCAUAAAACAUUUCUAUGCACUUUCCUACAUAUUUCUACCAUUAGAAGCAAACAGCGUGUCUUACACUCUUGUUGGCUUGAAGUCAAAUAGAAAGUUCUAUCUGCAUGCUUAACUUGGAAGUGCCUGCAUUAGAUGUUCUCACGCUUGAUUUGAAGAACUUCGUGGUUUAGGGUUUCGCACGUUUUUGCUUCUACCGUAGAAUACGUUACAUAAUUAUAUUUUAGCCACGUGUGUCAUCAUUACGGCACUUGCUCCUAAAAACAUCUAUGUUUGUAAAUACCCUCUGUUUGAUAUUUCGUACAUAAUAAAUAUUUUUAUUUCCGCG